UGAUUUAAGGUAAAACUGGUAAACCAGGGUACAUUGCUCUUUUGGGGGCAGAGGAUCUGGGAUUUCUGUGAGUAGUCCAUGUCGGGCUGGCUAUCAGAGGGGAAUAUUCAGAGGGCCUCAGGGACUGGGGUGCACCUCUUGUUACCUGUAAGGCAAAGACAGGGCUGGUGGAGAGUGCUUGAAAGGCUGCUAAUGUUAGGGAGCUAACGCCCACCUCCUGCACCCAAGAACCAUCACACAGGGAAAUGUAUGAAAACAGCCAUUUAGAAAUAAGAGGAACCCUCUGGAGGAAGCAUUUUGACAGUGAUUGGUUGGAGGGCUGGGCUGAAGUUCAAGCUAUUUAUAAAAACGAUUGUGUUUCUUCCCUAUGCUCCAGAAUAAACUCAGAGAUUAAAAUGGAUUUAAUGAAGUGUGGUUUUUCCUGUUAUACCAAGUGCAACUGGCUUGAAUAGGCCCUGAAACAAGACCCCUUGGGAGAGUUUGGAGCUAAAUUUUGUGGUCCAGAGCCACGUUCUUAAUGCCAGGAUAAAAACACUUGAAUAUCACAUGCAUGGAUGCAGCUAAUGCAAAGGAUAGAUUGUUUAUUUUUAUUACAAACUGAGAGAGAAUCCUAGCUCAUCAUUGACUAAAAAUUGUCGUGGCUGGAGUUCAAUGUAUCCAGAAUGCUGAGGAUUGGUGCAAAGUUAACCAAUUAGGUAGCUUUAUGUAAAUAAAUACCUUAACUGGUAGUCUAGGGGACCAUAAUGGUAUCUUCUGGACUGCUAACUCAAUCUUCCUUUUAGAAUAUUAGUUUAAAUGAAAUGCCAUUUUUCUUAGAGAUUGUUUUGCUCUGUUAAUUGAAUUUACCAUGAUUUACCCAUUGCACCAAUAAAUCACCGUGCUGACCAAUAUCUUCCUAUUUUUAUUAAUAGAAUUUAUACGAAGCUAAUCACUUUCAGAUAGUCCUGACUUUUGCAAUGUUGUAAAAAUAAUAUACUAAUUGUAUAAAUACACAGCACAAAACCAGAGCUAAGAUACUUCAGGACAUAAACUAUAAAGGAAAUAAUAAUACAUUAUACCCUUGAAAGCUAUAUGUAUCUUUUGUGUGUACAGACCAAAUUUUAGGUGCAAAAAAAUUUUAGUCUCACAUUAUCAACAACAGCUGCUGGGCCUAGAAAGGGAGUGACAUUUAUAUAUACUGCGCUGCUGAUUUAUAAACGAUGGACCUGACUUUCAUGUACUUUCACCCACUUUGAUAAUGUAAAGGAGGGCCUUAAAGUGGGCAUGAAUUACAUUUACACUCGCAUUAAGGCUCACACUGCCAGAGCGGUAAAUUAAAUUUGGGCCCAGUAUGCAGAGGGAUCAAUGAACCCAGUACAAAAAUGCCACCACUUCUGGGGUGGAACAUAACAGCUGUUUAUAAGUGAACAAUAACAUGGCACAACAUUAUAGGAUUGGAGGGGAAGAAAGAUGUAUCAAAUUGAAAUACAGGAGGGAUUUUCAUGAUGUCAUCUUUUUUCCAAUGUCAAGGUUAAGUAGAGCUAUAUUCCAUUGGCUUCAUGGAUUAGGUAAGUACCUAGACUGCCAGUUGGCUCGAGUCUAGGCCUGUUUUACAGACAGGGAAACUGAGCCACAGAGAGGCAAAGUGACUUGCCCAAGGUCACCCAGCAGCCAAUGGCAGAGCCAGGAAUACGGUCCAGUUCUGAGUACUAGACUAGUGCUCUACCCCCUAGGCUAUGCUGUCUCUCAUCUGGCAGACCACUGCCAACUUUUGUGAUUCUUACUGUGAGCCUGGCGAUAGCUGGAGUUAAAAGCCCUAAACACCAAAGUUAGGGGAAUACACCAGAAUCUCAGCUUUCUUUUUUUUUUUUAAGUAAGUUUCUGUCCCUUAUGGUGGCAGAAGAAAACUUGUAAAGGUGGCCCUCAAAGGCUAGAAAGCCAAGAAAAAUAAAUCACCCCCAAUGUAUUCUAUUUAGAAGCUCACGAUUUUUAAGCAAUCUCAUGAUUUCAGGGGCCUGCACUCAUGAUUCUUGAAUACUUGGGGUUGCAAUGCUACAGAAGUAAGCAGGGGGCUGCAGUAUCUCUCUAACCCUGAGGAUUUGCCCCAUCUGUCUCCACAGGCACAAAGUGACCCCUCCCUGGCACUGCCAGCUUGCAGAGUGCCAAGUUCCCCAAGAACAGCUGUAUGGAGCUGGCAGGGAUUGGCCUUUGGAUCUGUGGGGCAAUCGCUGCUCCCUGUUUCAUCUACAAGGAGCAGGUGUUCUGGAUUCAGGCAGUGAUGUCAUACUCCCCCCAGCCUCCCUUCAUAAAGGGUUUGGCUGGUGAGUCAGGGCUUAUCUUCCUUUGGAAAUGAAGUGAAAUAGCUAGUCUGGAAUUCUUAUUCUACAAUAAUUCCAGACCAGAAAUCCUGCCAUAACUCCUCAUGUGGACUCUUAUUCCAGAGUAGCUGAUUUGAAGUAGGGUGCUGAGCUCGUUGGAGAGCUGUGGAAAUGGGUCUGAACUCACGUGCUACCUAUCUUGUUGCCCUAUGGACCAGCCAUCUGUUUCUCCUGACAGCUGGGCACUCAAGGGUGAAUCCUAGAAUUAUUACAGCUCCAAAAGGGGAGAGACGCUUUCUGCUGGACAAGCAUGAGACUCUCACAACUCUCUACCAUGAGGAGGGGAAUUCCUCUCUCUUGGUGGGAGCAGAGGGAAAGCUCUACUACUUCGACUUUGAGAGCUCCAGUAACCACACGGAGGACUUCCCUGCACAUGAUACAGAAGCCUGCCAAAAGCCAGAGGAGAAGAAGAACUACCUGACUUUCAUUGGCAAGUACAACGACAUGCUGUUGUUAUGUGGGACAAAUGCCUGCAAGCCCACCUGCUGGAACUUGGCCGAUCGGAAUAAAGAUGGAGAAGCCGCCCAGGGCUUGGCCCCUUUUGUGCCUAACCAGAACUCCCUGGUCCUUGUUGAUGGCAAAGACAUCUAUUCCACCAUCAGCUUGCACCAGCACAAUGGGAAAAUACCCCGCUUCCGCCAGGUCCGAGGGACUGGGGAGCUCUACACCAGCGAUACAGUGAUGCAGAACCCGAAGUUUGUGAAAGCCACUGUCAUCAAGCAAGAUGAGCGCCAUGAUGACAAGAUCUACUAUUUCUUUCAAGAAGACAAUCCGGACAAGAGUCCCGAGGCCCCGUUAAAUGUCUCCAGAGUGGCCCAGCUGUGCAAGGGUGACAAAGGGGGCACCAGCUCCCUCUCUGCUUCCAAGUGGACAACCUUCCUGAAGGCCACGCUGGUCUGCGUCAACCCGGCCACCAAGGGCAACUUCGACUUGCUGCAGGAUGUCUUCAUUGUCCCGUCAGACAAGAACUGGAGGGAAACCAGAGUGUAUGGACUCUUCUCCAACUCCUGGGGGUACUCUGCCGUUUGUGUCUACACCAUCGGUGACAUUGACACUGUGUUCCGGACAUCGAAACUCAAAGGCUACACUAAGGACAUGCCCCACAUCCGUCCUGGACAGUGCCCUUGGGGCAGAAAUCAUACCCCUCCCGAGACUUUCAAAAUAGCUGACCUCCACCCGGCAGUGGAGGAAAGGGUGCAGCCUGUUGCCCCAAGGAAUAGUCCCCUAUUCCACAACAAGAAUCGCUACCAGAAAAUCGCGGUGCAUCGCGUCCAGGCGAGGGAUGGACACACCUACAACGUCCUCUAUUUGGUGACAGACAAAGGGUAUAUCCACAAAAUAGUGGAGAUGCCGCACGGCGUCCUGAACAUCCUGGAGAUCCAGCCCUUUCAACAGCCAGCUCCCAUCCUGGCCAUGACCCUGGAUCACAGAAGGGCAAAGCUCUAUGUGAGCUCACCAAGCGAGGUGGUCCAGUUGCCCAUGGACAUGUGCGAGGUAUAUCACAGGAGCUGCGAGAGCUGCGUCAUGGCAAAGGAUCCCUACUGCGGCUGGGCAGACGGGAAAUGCGUCUCCGUUAAAGCUAACCUGACAAUGCUACAGAACUUGACCUUGGAGUCCUCACCGGAAAUAUGUCCCCAUUCCAGCUUCAAAGAGCAGGAAGUGGAUAGCCUGGAGAGCUACCGGAACGUCACUGUGGCACUCUUCUCCCGCUAUUUCCUGUACUGCCCCACCGAAUCCCAUGCCGCCACCUACAAGUGGCACCACAAUGGCAGCUGCAUCCAGAACUGCUCCACCCACUGGCCCUGCUUCCACUUCAUCGAGAACGUGACCCACGACCGCUACGGGCGCUACACCUGCAUCUCAGAGGAGAACGGCUUCUCCCAAACCCUCGUGAGGGAAUGGCUGCUGAAGCAACCUAAGCCCUCCCAGACUUUGAGGUGGAAGAGCCAGGCUGUGGCCACCUCCCCCUCCUUCUGGCUGGGCUUCCUGCAGGUGAUGGCUCUUGCCCUGCUGUUCCAGUGAAGGGGUGGGGUGGUGUCCACGCCCAUGGGCCAGGACUCACCAUCUGGGCUACUGUUGAUCCUCUUCACCUUCUUACCAGCACCUCAGAAAGGAAGGGAUAGCCCCAUCCCAGUGGCUGCUCUCUGGACAUUCAUCUUUGUGCAUCUCGGCCCCCUCUUAGCUUCGUAAGUGGCAUCCCUUCCACUCCAAGCAGAUGGAUUCCACCCCCCACAUGUCCAUACCUAUCGAUUCCAUCAUGGCAGCUUCAUGCCGGAAGGUGUUUUAGGGACACUGAAUGGAGGGGAUGAAACCAGCCCAGAUCCCUGUCCUGAUUCCAUGCAGCACAGGAGCUGAGGCCACCAAAGAGAGUGGGCAGGACUGGACUGAAGCUAAUGCCACCAAAGAGAGUAACGCAGGGGGCUGAUCUGACUGUGUCUAGCGCAUAGGCGCCGACUCUGUGAGUGCUCCAGGGCUGGGGCACCCACGGGGAAAAAUUAGUGGGUGCUCUGCACCCACCCACAGCCAAGCUCCCUCCGCCCCUCCUCCUCCUCCAGGGGAGAGGCAGGGCCGGGGCAGGGAUUUGGGGAAGGAGUUGGAAUAUUGGCAGGGAGGGGGUGGAGUUGGGGUGGGGACUUUGGGGAAGGGGUGGGCAGGGGUGGGGCCUUAUGGAAGGGGUGCAGUGGGGGUGAGGCCAGGGGCAGUGUUGGGGUUGAGCACCCACAGGGAAGAGAGGAAGUUGGUGCCUAUGGUCUAGCGAGGGAGGGAUGUGCACACAAGGGAACCUAGGCUCAGGGGAGAGGAAGGGGGCAAAACAAAGGAGAGUGGAGUCGUGGUUUGGGACAGAAGAUGUGCAGGAGGUGACGUUGGCAGGGAAUGGAGGGGGCUGUCAGGCAGGAGGGGUGGAAGAGAUGGAAAGACCAUUUUAAUAAGUGUUCUGCACUAGAAGAGGAGGGGGCUGCAGAUUGGUCAGCAGGGGGUCGGGGAAGGAUCCUGCCUUGGUGUUUCUCCCCUGAAAGGGAAAGGCAGAGCAAUUGCUGUAGACAGCAGCAGCCUGUGGGGCAGGGAGAGCCCAGCUAAGCAGGGAGAAGAGUCAGUCCGGCUGCGCCGGGGGAGAUGAGUCAGGAGAGGCACGUGGAUACAGAGGAUGAGCUGCAUUAAUUCAUGCAGUUGUCCUGGGUUCCUGCAGACUCUGAGCAUGUGGUGAGGAUUAAGGCUGGGGGGGGAUCUGCUGGAAUUGCCCAUCUUGACGGCUUGUUGGUCUUGUCUAAUGUUCUUGUUGAUACGUUUUUGGAAACCAUUAUCUAUUCCACUCCCAACCUGCCCAGUCAGAGUCCAGGCAAGUCUCCUGGCUUGUCUCCGAGAGAUUCCUCUCUAAGCAUAUGGCUACAGACACCUGCCAGUAGAUACCUGCCAUUGACCCGUGCCAGCUGACUCGGGCUUGCAGGGCUCGGGCUAAGGGGCUGUUUAAUUGUGUAGACCUUGAGAUCUUGAGCCAUUCCCCUUCACAGGAUCCUAGAGCCCAGGCUCCAGCCCGAGCCCAAAUAUCUACACCACCAUUACCCUAAAGCACUGUGCAACUCCAGGGCCCUGGAGUAUUGCUCACCAGAAAAGGAGAUGCUCUUGGGAGGGGUCAGAGAGGCCUGGGAGAAAUGCAUUUCAGUUUUGUGUGUGUGUGUAAAUACCUUUUGAGUGUGAGAGCAGAUCAUUGUGUGUGUGUGUGUGUGUAAAUCCAAUAGCUGAGCACCUCUGUGUGGGUUUGUUAGUGGAUCAUCAGGGUAUAUAAGGAGCUGGUCACCUGGAUAUUACAAUCAUUUGUGAUCGAUCCGAGUGUGAAUGGGUGUGCCUGCAAUAGAACUGGAGCUAGGCCUGAGUCCUGUGAAGUUCUGGAUCUGCACGUCUCUCAAGGUCAGGGGGCAGGUCGCUCUGGCGUCUCGUUGAGCCAGCACAGUGACAGGAGCUAGCCACGAAGUAGCAAGCUGUCUCUGAACAGCCCCAGAGUAGGAAAUAGCCUCAGAUUCGGGGGUUGUUUUGUACCCAUCUCUAUUCAGAGAUUUGGGUCCAAAAAUAAUACUAAAUUUUUUUAUACCUUAAAUUGACUUCUUCUUGCUUAACCUUUUUAUAUUGAGUAUAUACACUAGAGAAAAGCAAUCCGGAAUCGGCACUAGUGGCCCUGCCUGUAGACAGAUUAGACAGCAAUACCCACACGUAGCACUCAUGAGCCUGAGCUGGCUUUAAGCAGGGCUGUGUGCAAAGGAGAAAGAUGUGCAAGAGGAACUCGGAUACCGUGGGGAUGAGUGUGGUGAUGGAUGGAUGAGGAGACUUUCCUGGAAAUAAUCCAGUUCUGGUGUCAAAUUCUGGCUUUGUUGACCUGCACACAUGUCCCUCUAAAGUUUCUGGGAGCUGCUGGCAUGUAUCGGAGGACAAAAUGUAGACCUUGAUACCCAAGUCUGAGUCUCAUCAAAAUUGUUCAAAAGAGUCUUGCCUUCUCAGUGAUGCUAGAAGGAGUUGAUUGUUUCUGAUCAUUUCAGCUCAACUAGUGAGAUUAGGAUAAACUGUGAAAUAAGCAGAAUUCUCCUUAGGCUGUGGGCAUUGCGUGCUUUGUCAGUUUCCUGGGCAUUGGCCACCCAGCCAUGGAGCAUAUUUUGCUGCACUACGUUUUCUGAUAUUCGCAAACCCUUUCUUGUGUGUUAUACACUGGUUCUGUUACAGCCUUUCUCAAAGCACUUUAGUAUCAUAAUGAUGUGACUAUUAAAAGGCUUAUUUAUUAUCUGUUUCCAUGUUAAUUUUGCAUCGCACUGUUGUAGAGGGGGAUUUUUUAAAGUUCCCCUCCCCCUCAAAAAACCUCUCAAUAAAGCUGUGACUUUUCAUUAA
Chelonia mydas (Green sea turtle) is the source of this 7229-nucleotide messenger RNA. It is a transcript of the gene SEMA7A, whose product is annotated as semaphorin 7A (John Milton Hagen blood group). NCBI's taxonomy places the organism in Eukaryota, Metazoa, Chordata, Testudines, Cheloniidae. The record is from RefSeq and is a predicted model, not a curated record. Gene Ontology annotation, molecular function: semaphorin receptor binding; chemorepellent activity; integrin binding. The transcript has 15 exons. Gene Ontology annotation, biological process: semaphorin-plexin signaling pathway; regulation of inflammatory response; negative regulation of axon extension involved in axon guidance. Gene Ontology annotation, cellular component: external side of plasma membrane. The coding region runs from base 2469 to 4379 and encodes 636 amino acids.